UAAGUUAGACACUAUAGAAACAGAUUUACUUUACAGACUUUAUUUAGGCCUCUGAAGUUCAAGGCACAUAUUGAAAACCUCCUUUCUUUCUAAAAAGAUAUAACAAUGAUAAUGAUAAAACAAUAAUGAGAAUAAUUAUAAAUUAAAAUUUUAUGAUAUUUUUUUUUCCGUUUGUACAUUAGAAUGAGUGUACGAAAUCGUAAACAGUGGAUAAGGAUAACAGUAACCUGAUUUGAUUUUGCAAAAAUUGAAAAAAAAUUCUCAAAUUUACACCUCUGUCUUAAUUUUCUGCUGAAUAUAGCCUCUUUAUCACUGAAAAUUUGAAUAAAUAAAAAAAUACGGCUUUUUUUUAGUUAGUUGAAAAUGUUCCGAGUGUUAUUUAGUGAUUUUUUAUAUCCCGUAUAAAAUAUUUAUUGUCUCCUCCACUACCCGUCCGCAAAAGCUUCCAACACGCUCCUGGGUAAGAAUAAAAAAAGAUGAUGCUUAUUAUCCAUUAAAAGAGUUUACAAGGAGCAUAGUUCAAUAAGAAUUCGAAUCAGGUGUUUCUAGGAUCUACUUUAUCCAUAAUGUAUCGUGUUUUAUAUCCAGAAGCUGAAAAAAAUGAAUAACGUUCAUACCAACUGCUAAAACAAAUUUUUGAAAAAAAGAUGAGCUCUAAGUUCUUGCUUGCAAAAAAAUACCCGACUGUUUUGCCCACUCAAUUGGGAGAGAUUAUUUAAGUCUUAACACACACCCCCCUUUCCAAAAAAAAAAAAAAAACAUAAUUACUAGUAAAAGACUCUUUUCAAAAUUUGCCUUACCAUUGUGAAAAAUAAAUAUGAUAGCCAUUGGACAGAGAUUGGACUGUGACGGGUCCCCUUUUAAAAGUGAUUAAAAACAAUAAAAUUAUUCUUUAUUUUUCUAUUAAUGAGCAACUUAAAUUUGAUAUUUAUUUAAAUAUUUUGAAAUGUAAUGAAAUAUAAAAAUAACAACACCUGUAAAAAAAUAUCUAACGGAUAAUUUUUCAUCUGCAUGUCAAUAUUAGACCAUGCCCACUUUUCACGACAUGAGCGAUUCUCAACAUGAUUGAAUUCACUCAAUUGUUUGGAUACGACAAUAAACUUUACCUGCGAAGUCCCGCCCACUUUUUAAUAUUACCGUGAAUAACUCGCCAAAACUAAGAAAGAACUAAUUUGAUUGGACGGGGCAGUGUCUAUUUUUCACUGACGAAUCGAUAUCCCUUGUUUAGUAAACCGUAUUAGCCAAAAGAAUAAGAAGAAGUCGAAAUUAUAAGACCUGUUUUAUAGUUUGGUAGUGAAAGCCGUAUUGAGAUUUAUCAUUUAUUGGACUUGAACUUAUUCAAAAGCUAUUGACUAUCUUCAGUUAUUAUAAUCAGUGUAUUGGACUUGUAUAAAGCACGUGGAACACUGUUCAAAUUUUAUAGUAUGGAUAGUGACUUAUCUAAACAGGGACCAACUACAACUUUACCACCAGCAUCACAAGGAAUGCAUGUGCCAGUAACUGGAGGAAUGAAUAUGCAUCAACAUCCAUCUCAACAGCAAGUACAUUCGCCUCCAUCUCCUGACAUGAAUGGACAACACAACAAUAACAACAAUGGUCUUGGUAACAAGAAAGCUGACGAUCGUGUGAAAAGGCCCAUGAACGCUUUUAUGGUGUGGUCUCGUGGUCAGCGAAGAAAAAUGGCCCAGGAAAAUCCUAAAAUGCAUAAUUCUGAAAUUAGUAAGAGACUUGGUGCUGAAUGGAAGUUGUUAUCCGAAUCCGAAAAGCGUCCGUUUAUAGACGAGGCUAAACGUCUUCGGGCAAUUCACAUGAAGGACCAUCCGGACUACAAGUACAGACCUCGCAGGAAAACAAAGACCCUCAUGAAGAAAGACAAGUAUGCUUUACCCGGUAUGCCCGGCAGUGGAGGACAGCUGCAGUCUGAUCCAAACAGAAUGUAUCCCGGAAUGAAUGGAUAUAUGCCGAAUGGAUAUCCGAUGAAUAUGAUGCACGAUCCAAAUGCCUAUCACAUGGCAAAUCAAAUGGGACUAGCUCAGUAUGGCAAUUAUUCUAUUCCAGCUCAACAAAUGUCUGCAAAUCAGAUGACAUCCGCAUCAUAUAUGAAUGGGACCUCAAACUACACAAUGUCCGUAGGAAUGAAUCCGUAUUCAAUGUCUCCAUCGCAGGUUCCUCCGUCCGUCAAAAGGGAACCAAAUCAACCACAAGUUCCAGGACAACCCCGUCAAGCAGGAGAUUUACGGGAAAUGAUUAGUAUGUAUUUACCGGGAGAUGCCAACGAUCCAAAUAGUGCCGCUGCUCACCAUAGACUUAUGCAACAACAUUAUCAGCAGACGGCGUCAUCGGAAGCUGCAGGGGUAAAUAACACAGUGCCACUGACACAUAUGUAAUACUUUCUGUUUUUUAAUUUGUUUUACAAAUUUGUGCUGCGAGAGAAAACAUUAUAUUUCCCAUUAUAUAUAUAUUGUUUAUCAUUUUUACAUUGUUGAAUGAAUGAUUGUCGAAAUCCAUGACAUUUGUAAGACUGUCGCAUGUUUGAAAAGCAUACAAAUCGAAUGAGACGAACGCGUGCGUGUGUGAAUGUUUAUUUUGAGUUAUAUGAUGCGAAUUUUGCAAAAAAAUGUGCUGAAAUUAAUGAAAAUAAAUCUAUAUAAUUUUAUUACAAUCAUUGCAGAAGUGAAAAACUUAUUUAUACACGAACUGUUGAAACGAGAUAAUUUUGUAGAAAAUAUUUAGCAUAAUAAGUCGAAUUCGAAAUUCGGCAAACAAAUUUAGGGAAAUUUUCCACACAUAUAUAUAUUUGCUCACGGUAAAUUCAAUUUUCUUGAAGUAGGUUUGUAAGUAUGGUUAGAUUUUGUUUUGUUUAUGUAUUAAAUCGUGGUAAUGUUCCGUAUAUUUUUUUAUGUUUAAAAUUGAAUUUUUGAAAUAUAUUUCAACUUUAUGUGGCUCAAGGUUUAUAUGGUAAAAUGAUUUUGUUUGAACUAAACCAAACUACUUAGUUUUUUUGUUAAACUUUUAUUUCAUUCUGUAUAUUUUUGAGUAGAACGCGGAAUUGGAACUAAGUUUAUACACGUAUUUUAUAUAUACAUAUAAUUCAAAUGUUCGGUCCGUAUAUAUAGUCUCUGCUAAUUCUAUUUGUUUACUAUUUAAAUUUAUUUGCAUUUUUUUGUAUAUAAAGAUAAUGUUUAUUUUGAAUUGAAAAUGCAAAACAAGCAGAAUUAAAUGAUCUUAAAACUAAAA
Messenger RNA from Mytilus californianus (California mussel), 3237 nucleotides. RefSeq names its product transcription factor Sox-2-like. Bases 1425 to 2387 code for a protein of 320 amino acids. Gene Ontology annotation, biological process: regulation of DNA-templated transcription; anatomical structure morphogenesis; cell differentiation. Gene Ontology annotation, molecular function: DNA-binding transcription factor activity, RNA polymerase II-specific; RNA polymerase II cis-regulatory region sequence-specific DNA binding. The record is from RefSeq and is a predicted model, not a curated record. The transcript has a single exon. Lineage: Eukaryota; Metazoa; Mollusca; Bivalvia; Mytilida; Mytilidae.